AUGCCUGAUUUAGUGAGGGCAUAUUGUAUUCCAGAGAUUAGGGUUUGUGGAUCCAAACUAAUCAUGGAUGGGUUUGGAGGUGAUGGUCCCUCAACAGCAGCUGCCGCCCUAAGCCAACGGAGGCACGAAAUGUCAAAACUUUUCCAGUACUAUUUAGAUAAAUCAACUCCUCACUCUCUUUAUCGGUGGAUUGCAACUUUUUCUUUGGUGUGCGUUUAUGCACUGAGAGUUUACUAUCUUCAAGGAUUCUACAUUGUGACCUAUGGUUUGGGAAUCUACAUUCUAAAUCUGUUGAUUGGGUUCUUGUCACCUCUUGUUGACCCUGAGCUGGAACCUUCAGAUGGUCCUAUGCUGCCCACAAAAGGCUCUGAUGAGUUCAAGCCUUUCAUUCGCCGCCUUCCCGAGUAUGCCAUCACUAAGGCUUUCUGUGUAGCAUUCUUGAUGACCUUCUUUUCCAUGUUCGAUGUCCCUGUUUUUUGGCCUAUAUUAUUGUGCUACUGGCUCGUCCUUUUUGUCCUAACAAUGAAACGUCAAAUAAUGCAUAUGAUCAAGUACAGAUACAUACCAUUCAACACUGGGAAGCAGGUGAUCGAUCACAUAGCCACGUACAAAGGGAAAAAAUCAGCAGCUAGUGCAAGCAGCCCUCGAGCAGACUAAAUUUUAACCAAUUUAUGAGGGGCUCCUGAUUUAGAGAGAAAGAUGAGCUUAGAGAAACCAGACUAUUUGGAGAAUGCCUUGAAGAAUUUUAUGUUUGUCGGUUUUGUAUUUACAUUGAUAUAUUGACGUGCACUUGUUCGAGUUAUUGGCAAACUCAGUUGUUGCACUGUUGUUUGUGUAUGUGGGAGAAACUGUUUAUGAUGCAGUAAAGACGAGGGUUCAUAUUGUUUUAGAUGAACUGCAGGAUCACUAAAGAUUGUGUAAUGCGACUUUCAAUUUGUUUGGUAAUUGAUGAACGCUGCUCGAUGAUUUUUUUCUUAUAUAAACAAAUAUAUAUUUCUAUUGUAGGUUCUUGUUUGGAUUGUCAACCAUUCGUAUGUACAUAUAGAGUGUUCGGAUUUUAGGGUAAUGUAAAUUUGGGUUGUAAGAACUUUAAAUUUUGUUAAAAUAUUAGCAUCUACUGCUAUUUUAGCAGCAUGCAAUGCUAUUCUUACUCAUGUUGGUAUUGCUCCAUUACUUAUAUCUGCUGAAAUUGAACACUGUUGUUUU
Messenger RNA from Striga asiatica, 1206 nucleotides. The record is from the annotation of a GenBank genome assembly. NCBI's taxonomy places the organism in Eukaryota, Viridiplantae, Streptophyta, Magnoliopsida, Lamiales, Orobanchaceae.